Messenger RNA from Saccostrea cuccullata (small rock oyster), 643 nucleotides. Its product is annotated as complement C1q and tumor necrosis factor-related protein 9-like. Bases 42 to 554 code for a protein of 170 amino acids. Gene Ontology annotation, molecular function: protein binding. The record is from RefSeq and is a predicted model, not a curated record. The transcript has 2 exons. NCBI's taxonomy places the organism in Eukaryota, Metazoa, Mollusca, Bivalvia, Ostreida, Ostreidae.
UAUCAUCUUCUAUUUCCAGUUUGGAUGUGCGGCAGAAACAGAUGAAGAGUGAGAUCCAAAUGCUGACAAGUUCACAGCAAAAUGACAUUACCAAAAUGAACGAUACUAUCAUCCAUCUCAAGAAUCGUGUUCAGUCCGGUGUUCAGUCUCGUGUAGCUUUUACAGCUGGAAUUCUAGGAGAGAUAAGCGGAAAACAUAUAUAUACAGGAACUGUUAAAUUCCCAAAAGUCAUAUACCAGGUGGGAGGAGGAUACAACCCUACAACAGGAAUAUUUACCGCCCCGAAGGCUGGACUCUACCUUAUAUUCUGUACUACUGUGGCAUAUGACCAUGAAGCCUUCUGGACAAAAAUAAUGGUUAAAGGUUCAGUAAAGGCUGGAGUCAUGGCUUGGACCGCAUCAUCUUUUACUGUCUACCAAUCAGCCUCCAACCUUGUGGUCCACCAGUUACAGGUGGGAGACAGGGUCUGGAUAGAAGUGGAAUAUGGAAGUCAUCUGUACUCAUAUUUUCCAGACACGACAUUCUCUGUUGUCAUGAUUAAUGGCUCAGAAUAAAGUACUACUGUGACACGAUUACUUUCAAUUCCAUAGGUAUUUUAUAUUGUCUUGAUAUUCACUUCUCUUACAAGAUAUCCAACUCAAUU